Molecule: messenger RNA, 1986 nt
Organism: Tachysurus vachellii
Lineage: Eukaryota; Metazoa; Chordata; Actinopteri; Siluriformes; Bagridae
Gene: irak1bp1
Product: interleukin-1 receptor-associated kinase 1 binding protein 1
Exons: 4
Coding region: 400-1149 (249 amino acids)
Biological process (GO): immune response; canonical NF-kappaB signal transduction
Source: RefSeq, a predicted model, not a curated record
AGGAUUUUGAGCAAAUAACAGGCUUUUGCAAGAAAUCCAAUGUAUUGUGCUGUUUGUACACAUUGUUUUGAGAAUGCACUUACUGAUUUGUAAAUCUUAAGGAUGGUUCGAGAAAAAUGCUCCAAAGCAACUGAGGAAAACUGUAAUAGGAAACGGUCAAAGAAAAGUGGAAAAGUAAACAAAAAUAAAUAGAUAGUAUUUGAAUGUCUAAGAUAUUGUUUGUUUGUUUGUUUGUAACACUAUGAUACAAAUGAUAUGAAAAAAUCGAACAUCUGAAACAACCGAAUAAAUAAAACCCAUAAAAUUGUCUCCACUUUCACUGUAAACUACAUUUCCCGUCGUCCUUUUUACCCGUCAUGCUCCGCGCGUGUUGCCAUAGCGUCUCACUGAAGUAUCAAGAUGGCGGCGCACAGUCCGGCUCGGAUCUUCGCUUCUCUCGUUCCAGCCACCAGCGAUGUUAGUGUCGGUGUGAAGGAGCUGGAGAUGAAGCGGGGUGUGAAGGCGGGGUGUAGUCGAUGUGCCGGUCUCGGGAGGCAGGUGGAGGUGACGGGUAACGCUGAGGUGUGUGUUCCUCCUGACCGGGCUGCUGUUAGUGUCUCUGUGUCUAACAGGAAGGAAAGCGCUAAAGACGCCGCUAACAGCGUGCAGCGCAGACUGGACUACAUCCUGCACACCGGCCGCCAGCACGGACUCAGGGAGGAGGACAUGACUGUGAUGAAACACUUGCAGAGAGAAGAAGCGUUGUACUGCAUGCAGGCUGAGGUGAGCAUGGUGUUUUCAGACUUUGUGAAGAUGCAGGCUGUUCGCUCGGUGCUGAUUGAAAAGCUGGACAGAAGCGUGUGUGUUGGGGAUCCACGUUUCUCCCACAGUUCAGAAAGCCUCAGUGUGUUACGGAGACGCGUGUGUGCAGACGCUGUGAAAAAUGCUCGCCUUAAAGCACACGAGGUGUGUAACCUGCUAGGACAGGCUUUAGGACGGCCCUUAGUGGUACGGGAGGAGGAAUCUCGGGAGUGGAGGUCCGGGCACGAGGGCGUGGCCAGUACUCCAAGUACUUUACAGGAGAAGUUGGAACAGAUGUCAAUCUCUGCGUCGUCACACGUGUUUGUAACAUUUGAGCUGAGACCUAAGAACAGUAUGAGGAAGAGGUGAUGGACACUGGCAACUGUAUACACAAACCUGCUGACAGUAUGAUUUAAUAGAUUAAACUUCUGUGAGGUUGAUUCAACUUCCAUCUUCAGAUACGAUUGGUAACUUCUUAAGCUCACACAUUCAUUCAAAAACAAAAACUCUCCUGAGCGAAAACAACAUAGCUCCUCAUUUACAUCUCAGGAAAUGUGGCUAUAAUUUAAAUAAGGAAUGAAGCACUACGGGGGGCACGGUGGCUUAGUGGUUAACACGUUCGCCUCACACCUCCAGGGUUGGGGGUUCGAUUCCCACCUUGUGUGUGUGGAGUUUGCAUGUUCUCCCCGUGCCUCGGGGGUUUCCUCCAGGUUCCCACGGUUUCCUCCCCCGGUCCAAAGACAUGCAUGGUAGGUUGAUUGGCAUCUCUGGAAAAUUGUCCGUAGUGUGUGUUUGCGUGAGUGAAUGAGUGUGUGUGUGUGCCCUGUGAUGGGUUGGCACUCCGUCCAGGGUGUAUCCUGCCUUGAUGCCCAAUGAGAUAGGCACAGGCUCCCCGUGACCCGAGGUAGUUCGGAUAAGCGGUAGAUGAGUGAGUGAAUGAAUGAAGCACUACGUGAUGUGUGGUUAUGAGAAAAUGGUACUGUGAUGUGGCCCGAGGUACGAUUUUUUCCUGUACCAGCAUCUUCCACUGUGUUUGUUCUCUUUUACAGCAACAAUUUGUGAUUAAAAAAAAAAUCUAUAUAAGAAUGAUGUAUUUUAUGUAGUUUGUACAGCAGUUAUAUUUAAUGCUGUAGAUCAUGUAGGACAAAACAAGAUCCUGUUAUUACUGCUACCGUGUUAUAGCAGUUAUAAACAUCCUUUCUCUUA